AUGAGGGCGGUUGGACUUGUCAGAGACGGCGAAGACUCUACAGACGAAGGGGAGUCUCAAUCGCCGGGGCGAGUGGGGGAGAGGGGGCGCCGUGGCGGCGGUGGUGGGUGGAGGCUACCCACGCGAGUUGUGGAGGAGAUGCGCAGGGAGUUCGACCGGAAGAUGGACCAAGAGAGCGCCGAGGAGAAUAAGGCGUUGCUGGAAGCACGGGCCAGGCUUGCGGAGCGGGAAGGUGCCAGGACAAAGCGGGAGUUGCAAGACCUGAGUGAACGACUCACCAACGACGGGCGCGACGCUCUGGCUUCCUUUCGGCGAGAUCUAGAAGCGGAGGAAGAGAAACGUCUGGCGGAAGAGAGAGGAAACCUCAAGGAGGCAUUGGCACGUGCGCUGCAGCAGGAACGGGAGCGGUUGGUGACCGAGAGAAAGCUGAAGGUGUUCGACGCUCGGGACGCCAGUGGGCGAGAAUCGUCGCAGGUGGCGGCGAACCUGUGGGAACAGGCGGAACGUUCCACAUCCGCCAGGAGGGAAGAGGUGGUCCGCCUCCUGGAUGAGGCCGCUGACAGGGCUAGGGUCAAACUUGAUGAGCUACUGGCGGAGCAAGAAGAGCAAGGGUUGCGAGCGAUCAGGGACAGGAGUUCAGCGGAGAGGAAGGCGGCGUUGAAACGAAUUAGAGAAGAGGGGGAACGUCGCUGCCUGAAGGAGCUCAAGGCUCUUGCCGACAGCGCAAGCCAGAAGAACGAGGCCUGGCUGCGAAUGGUCUUCGGCGGCCUGGGAAAGCAGUUCGAGCGUGGUGAUGAGAGUACCAGGGCAGGAGCAACAGCAGCGGCAGCAGAAAACGGAAUGAGAGGAUUAGGAGGAGGAGGAGGAGGAGGAGGAGGGCUCGACGAGGAUGGGGGUUCCGUAUCUCCGGCGCUCCGCCUCAGUUGAAGCUUCCAACGACUGCGAGAGGCUAGGCAGGCGACUCGUCGAAUUGGUCAUCCAAGAAGCGUCAAUGAGGCUAAGAGAGAGCGACUUCGAUGUCACCACGCAAGAGCACAAUGCACGAGAAUCUGGUACCACGGCCUCCGCCACCGCUAGCAUCGGCAACAGCAGCAUGAGCAAGAGCGACGUAGACAAGACCAUCACCGAGUCCCAGGAUCUAGCGCAUCGCGGCCGAAACCAACAUCGCGCUGGCAACAGCAGUUGUAGCGGCGACGCCCCCCGCGAAAAGCGUUGUCAAGGUUGCGAGAGACUGGCUCACGCUAACGUUGAGCUUACACGGCUUUUGUUGCAAACAUCCACCAUGAGAGCACGGGAGGAGGUACGUUGUGCUGAUACCCCCAUCACGACAAACACCCCGUCACCACCACCAACAACAGCAGCUGAUGCCCGGGGGCAGGGAGCGGCGAGAACAGCGAGGGCAGCAACGACUAGAAACAAGCACCGAGCUGCUUUAGCUGCCGGGGGGGUGGUCAACAGAAAGAAGCGAGCGCCUUCUUCGGCAAGAAGUACCAAAGUAGUGUCAGUCGUGUCACCGACACAUCGUCCAAAAUUCUCCGGUCGACUCACCAACACGACCUUGUAGCCAGCCCUGUACCCUUAUCGUGCACCUCAGCGCUACAGCCUUUACCCCGCGAGAUAUGUCGAAAAGGAAACCUAGGAGGUCAGGACCCACGGGUGCAAUUUCGGCACAACAUAUGCAAGGAUCUGUCGUGUUGCCCACAACGUUGACACGGGGCCGUAUGUAGUCCGGCCAAAGUGAAACCCGGGGGGGGGGGGGNGGGGGGGGGGGGGGGGGGGGGGGGGGGGGGGGGGGGGGGGGGUCCCGCAACUGUUUUCAUCCAAAAGAAUGGGAACGGCACAACGGCACCGAGCUGUGCGUUUCAGGAAUUUAUUGUACAAGUAGUUAGCAGAGAACAAGACAUGGAGUCACAUGGCAAUAUUACGGGUCAGCACAGCUUCUUGAUGGAGAGUUGCACGAUGACGGGUGGUUCGGCCAGAAAACGUCAGACAAAGUAGCUCGCUGGCACAGCGAAAGGUUAGUACUCGGAAAACCAAACCUAGAGCAACGAGAGAGAGCACGAACUAUUUCCCGUUUGCGGAGAUGUACACAUGACGUGUGAUUACGGAGGCAAGAUAGGAGAGGU
Molecule: messenger RNA, 2126 nt
Organism: Ectocarpus sp. CCAP 1310/34
Lineage: Eukaryota; Phaeophyceae; Ectocarpales; Ectocarpaceae
Source: the annotation of a GenBank genome assembly